Molecule: messenger RNA, 1433 nt
Organism: Polistes dominula (European paper wasp)
Lineage: Eukaryota; Metazoa; Arthropoda; Insecta; Hymenoptera; Vespidae
Gene: Uvop
Product: ultraviolet-sensitive opsin
Biological process (GO): G protein-coupled receptor signaling pathway; visual perception
Cellular component (GO): membrane
Molecular function (GO): G protein-coupled receptor activity
Source: RefSeq, a predicted model, not a curated record
AGAGCGCUUCUUGAAUAAUCUUAAAACAAGGUGAGGGACUGGCAGACGGUGACCACCAUGUUCAACGACAGUAUUCGUUGGGAGGCGAGAGUUCUACCAGCAGGUCCACCACGUCUGCUGGGAUGGAACGUCCCUGCCGAAGAAUUAGUCCAUGUACCAGAACAUUGGCUGGUCUUUCCUGAGCCUAAUCCCUCCCUUCAUUAUAUGCUUGCCCUAUUAUACAUAUUAUUUACAUUUAUUGCCUUGCUUGGAAAUGGUCUCGUCAUAUGGAUAUUUUGCGCUGCCAAAUCUUUGAGGACUCCCUCGAACAUGUUCGUGGUGAAUCUUGCGAUUUGCGACUUUGCCAUGAUGAUGAAGACGCCAAUUUUUAUUUACAAUUCGUUUUACACUGGUUUCGCUUUGGGUAAUUUGGCGUGUCAGAUAUUUGCCACGAUCGGUUCGUUGUCCGGCAUCGGUGCGGCAGUAACCAACGCCGCUAUAGCAUAUGACAGAUACAGUACCAUAGCUAGACCAUUGGAUGGAAAAUUAUCUCGCGGUCAAGUGAUUCUCUUCAUCGGAUUGAUUUGGGUUUAUGUGUUACCAUGGGUCUUAAUGCCCGCCAUGGGUGUUUGGGGUCGUUACGUACCCGAAGGAUUUCUUACGAGCUGUACCUUUGAUUAUUUAACCGAUACCGGAGAAACAAGAUAUUUUGUUUUAACUUUAUUCAUAUUCUCUUAUUGCAUACCAAUGUCACUUAUUAUAUAUUAUUACAGUCAAAUUGUUAGCCACGUUGUUAAUCAUGAAAAAGCACUCAGAGAACAAGCUAAGAAGAUGAACGUUGAAAGCUUGAGAAGUAACUCUAAUCAGAAUGCUCAAUCUGCUGAAAUUCGUAUAGCAAAAGCUGCUAUUACAAUCUGUUUUCUAUUCGUUGCCGCAUGGACACCAUAUGCGGUGCUCGCCAUGAUCGGUGCGUUUGGAAAUAAAGCGUUACUUACUCCUGGCGUUACUAUGAUACCUGCAUGCUUUUGCAAAAGCGUUGCUUGUAUCGAUCCAUACGUUUAUGCAAUCAGUCAUCCUAAAUACAGGCUCGAGUUGCAAAAACGAUUACCAUGGUUAGAGCUUCAAGAAAAACCGAUAGUAUCUGACAGUACGAGUACCACAACCGAAACUGUUAAUACACCACCAGCUUCGAGUUAAUCUACGUCUACGUUUUACACAAUAAUGACGGAUCAACAAUAAUAAUAAUAAUAAUAAUAAUAAUAAUAAUAAUAAUAAUAAUAAUAAUAAUAAUAAUAAUAAUAAAGAGAAAAAAAGUAAAAAAAGAAAGAGAAAAAACUGCACUCGAUAUACUCUGAUAUUGUACGAUUUAUUCUGAUCUUCACACUGUAAAAUACGUGAUUAUAUUCUUGUAUAGUAAAUAACAUUCCAAUAAAGUAAAUCCCUGGCAUACAAUA